UCUAUCAAACAUGAAGUCUCCAAUUACCUCUUUAGCCUAUACUUUUGUUGUCAUAUCCUUUCUAUGGGUAGCUUCUGCUUCCAACUAUGAAGAUUUUCUCCAUUGUCUUUCUCUUCAUUCUCCCAACAGUUCUUCAAUUUCAAAGAUUAUUUACACUCCAACUGAUCCUUCGUACUCUUUGAUUAUGAACUUCUCUACCCAUAACUUAGGAUUGAGGACUGCAAAAUCCUUUAAGCCUCAAGCAAUAGUGACGCCAUUGCAAGUUUCCCACAUUCAAKYAUCCAUCAUUUGCGCCAAAAAACACGGCUUCCAGAUACGAACGCGAAGCGGUGGCCAUGAUUACGAGCGCCUUUCCUCUAUCUCCUAUGACGACAUUCCUUUCGUUGUUGUUGAUAUGAUAAACAUUCGGUCGAUCGAUGUCAAUGUGGAAAAAAACGUUGCAUGGGUGCAAUCUGGAGCCACCAUCGGGGAACUGUACUAUAGAAUUGCACAGAAAAGCAAAACCCUAGGGUUCCCAGCUGGGCUAUGCCCGACAGUUGGUGUUGGUGGGCAUUUCAGUGGCGGUGGUUAUGGUAUGAUGCUACGAAAAUUUGGACUCGCUGCCRAUAAUGUGAUCGAUGCUUACUUCGUUGAUGUAAACGGUAAACUCCACAAUCGAAAAUCGAURGGAGAGGAUGUGUUUUGGGCCAUUAGAGGAGGAGGAGGAGCAAGCUUUGRCAUUAUUGUUGCAUGGAAAAUUAAGCUCGUCCAAGYUCCACCAGUGGUGACUGUUUUUGAAAUCACAAGAAACUUGGAACAAAAUGCUACCAAUUUAGUCCAUCGUUGGCAAUACGUGGCCAACAAACAAGAUGACAAACUUCUCAUCAAAAUAACAUUAAGAGGCAUGAACUCAAACAAUCAUCAAAAUGGAAAAAGAACACGAGAAACAUCUUUCGACUCCUUGUUCCUCGGACAAGCCGAAGAGCUUCUUCCCAUCAUGCAGAAUACUUUCCCGGAGCUGGGGCUGACGAAAGAAGAUUGUAUAGAAAUGAGUUGGAUUGAAUCCGUUCUCCAUUUUGCCGGCUUCCGUGGAGGACAGYCGUUAGAUGUCCUUCUCGAUAGGAAUGUGGCUUUUGAAGCCAAUGGAAAAGCCAAAACCGACUAUGUAAAUGAGCCAAUCCCCAUAGUUGGGCUUCAGGGUAUAUGGGAAUUGUUCAACGAAGAAGAAGUUGAAUUUGCACAAAUAUUUUUUAUCCCUUACGGUGGAAAAAUGAAUGAGAUUCCUGAAUCAGAGAUUCCAUUUCCGCAUAGAGCUGGGAAUCUUUACAAGAUUCAUUAUUCGGUGGUUUGGACAGAAGAAGACGAAGAUACUACACAAAAACAUAUAAAUUGGAUCCGUAAGCUUGAAAGUUACAUGACUCCUUUCGUUUCGAAGAAUCCAAGGGCUGCGUAUAUCAAUUAUCGAGACUUGGAUAUAGGAAUAAACAACAAGAAUGGAUACACGAGCUAUGAGAAAGCAAGCAUAUGGGGACUUAGAUAUUUCAAGGGUAAUUUUAAGAGGUUGGUGAGCAUAAAAACUAAGGUUGAUCCUUAUAAUUUCUUUAGGCAUGAGCAGAGCAUUCCUUCUCUGUUACCUUGGUGGACGAAGGAGGGACAUGAGAUGUUUUGAGAUAUGAGCUUUGGAAGAAUGUCUGAUUGACCCAUUAAAUGGAUGUUUUCAACUUUUGGUUCAUAGUUUAUGCUUUAAUAAAAUUGCUACUUUCCUUUGCAGGUAAAAAAAGAAAAAAAAAAACUACCUUUUAUUCUUCAAGUUCAUGUAUGAUCAAUUUGUCUCUGGAAGACAACUAACAUAAAAAAAAUGAAAUUUAUCAUAA
Molecule: messenger RNA, 1853 nt
Organism: Momordica charantia (bitter melon)
Lineage: Eukaryota; Viridiplantae; Streptophyta; Magnoliopsida; Cucurbitales; Cucurbitaceae
Source: RefSeq, a predicted model, not a curated record